AUGAUCCCAUUUCGUGGACGAAUUAUAUUCCAACAGUACACGAAGCAGAAGAAACACAGAUAUGGAAUAAAAAUUUUCAAACUCAGCUGCGAUCUUGGAUAUACAUACAACUUUCGUGUCUACAGUGGAAAAACUUUCGACGAAGCGAAUACGACGCCAACGUAUAAUCAUCAAUUUAUGCGAAGGUAUAUUCCACAAAGGCCAUACACUCUGCACGAACAACUGGUACACUAG
Messenger RNA from Heterotrigona itama, 234 nucleotides. The record is from the annotation of a GenBank genome assembly. NCBI's taxonomy places the organism in Eukaryota, Metazoa, Arthropoda, Insecta, Hymenoptera, Apidae.